UGCAUCGCUCGCCGGCUGCUUUUCGCCUCUUUUCCUCGAGGAAGCGCAAACAGUUUGGAGGAAAAAGUGGAGCCGGCCGGGUUGGAUGCGGCUGCCGACGCCGACGCCGAGCCAGGCGGCCGGGGCGGAGGAGGAGUAGAGAGCAUGGCCGUGUCUUCUCCCCCGAGCAUUCCCGCAACUUCCAACCCCGGAGGAGGAGGAGGAGGAGGAGGAGGCAGCGGCAACGCCGGGGGAGCCUCCGGAGGAGCCGGCGGGGGCUGCAGCACCAGCAGCGGUGGAAACAGCAGCAGCAGCAACAGCAGCAGCGCGGGGGUCUCGGCCGGUUUGUUCCGGGCGGACCCUCUUUAUUCCCCCAGCCCCUCCGAGUCUCCGCGGCUGGCCGGCGGCGGAGGGAGCAGCGCUGCUAGUAGUCUCAUCCACGGCUUCAUCUCCAACGCGGCGCCCGCGGGCGUCGGAGGGCUGGGGGUGGCGGUCGGCGGCGGAGGCGCAGUGGGGGUCUCCGGGGCAUCGUCGGCUCCGCUGGUGGGCAACGAGUGCAAGAUGGUGGACCUGCACGGGGUGAAGGUGGCCUCCUUCCUGGUGGACGGGCAGGAGCUGAUCUGCCUGCCGCAGGUCUUCGACCUCUUCCUCAAGCACCUGGUCGGCGGGCUCCACACCGUCUACACCAAGCUGAAGCGGCUGGACAUCGCGCCCGUGGUUUGCACCGUGGAGCAAGUGCGCAUCCUGCGCGGGCUGGGCGCCAUCCAGCCGGGCGUCAACCGGUGCAAGCUCAUCACGCGCAAAGACUUCGAAACUUUGUACAGCGACUGCACCAACGCCAGUUCACGACCGGGGAGACCCCCCAAGCGCUCUCUGGGGGUUGCGAUACAAGAGAACACGCGCUUGCUUCCCCACGGAGUGCCGGGCCUCUUAUCGCCGGGGCUUAUCUCCCCAACAGACAUAAGGACUUUGUUUUUCCCUGAUGAAAGCCACGUAAAGUUUGCAGAGCUCAAGACUCUUCAAAUACAAGGCCUGACAGCCAUGGCUGAAGCAAUGAAGCUGCAGAAGAUUAAGCUGAUGGCCAUGAACAGCCUCCAUGGAAGCGGAAGUCAGAAUGGGACCGAGUCGGAGAACGAAGAACUGAAUUCGAAUGCAGGUGGAAGUGAAUCCUCGUGGGAUAAAGAGAAGCUUCAGUCGCCGAUCCCGACAGGAUCUCAUCACGGGAUUAGCCACGCGGCACUGUCAGGGCAAGCCAAUUUGGGGAGCGCUCACCCGCUUAGUCCUCUGCAGCAGAACCAUCUGCUCACAAACAGGAUAGACCUGCCAUUUAUGAUGAUGCCCCAUCCUCUUCUUCCGGUUGGCCUACCUCCUGCUUCGGUAGCGAUGGCCAUGAAUCAAAUGAACCAUCUCAAUACUAUCGCCAACAUGGCUGUAGCAGCCCAGAUGCAUAGCCCGCUUUCACGAGCCGGAGCAUCAGUAAUAAAGGAAAGGAUCCAAGACAGCCCUUCGCCUGCUCCAUCUGUAGAAGAGGGCCAGCGACCCGGGAGUCAUGCCUCUUCACACCAAAGCAGCAGUGUUUCAAGUUCUCCAUCCCAAAUUGACAACACACCAGAUAGAAUUGGUCUGUUAUCAAAUAUUAGAGAAGGAGAAGCAAUAGAUCAAGAAUCUGGACCCAACCCCAAAAAACUCUCAAAGGAGAAAGAAGAAGUCCAGAUCGCCAUCCCAAUACUCAAACCAACCCUAGAAAAGGUCCAAUUGGCCGGGCAGACUUUGCCCCCUGGAUUUCCAGCACCAUUCCUCUUUGCUGAUGGGUUGUCUUCAGUGGAAACUCUAUUAACCAAUAUUCAGGGGUUGCUCAAAGUCGCCGUAGAUAAUGCCCGAGUGCAGGAAAAGCAAAUCCAGCAGGAGAAAAAGGAACUAAAGAUGGAGCUUUGCAGAGAAAGAGAAUUGAGAGAGAACCUGGAAAGGCAGCUGACAGCUGAGCUGCAAAGCAGAGCCACGAUUCAAAAGCGCUUGAAAAAGGAGAAGAAAGCAAAGAGGAAAUUACAAGAAGCUCUGGAGUUCGAAUCAAAGCGGAGAGAGCAAGUGGAACAAGCACUGAAGCAGGCUACGACAGGGGACGGUCUCAGGAUGCUGAAUGAUGCUGGGAUUCCGGAAAUGGAAGUUGACCACAACGGGACUCAACAUGAGAAUGCGGCAAUGCAAGAAAACAGAGCAUACAUCAAACCGACCAUUAUGUACUGAAGAUGCCUAAUUUGACAUGUUUGUGUGGGGUGGGGGAGGGGGAGGGGGACAUGUAACAGUCACUUCGGAAGAUUAUAAAACUCCUGCAAAGAAAAUCUCUUUUUCAACUCUGGAUACCCUUCGGUGCGGUGCCAGACUGGUAAAGGUUGCAAUACGGACUCAUAACAACUCCUGUGUUGAAGAAUCUCUGCACCAGUCACUGAGAAAUGUGGAGACUCGCAAGCUUGGCCAUCCCAAACCUUUUGCAGCAGAACAUUUUUUUAAGUCCUAGAAAAACAGAAUGGGGAAAGAGUCCGUUUUAGCAUUUUUAAAGCACAUAUCGGUAUAAAUUGCCUCUGUGGGAGGAGCAAGGGUGAUGCAAAUUCCCUGCAUCAUCACGAUGCCAAUAUAUACCCGUGUUUCCCCGAAAAUAAGACCCUGUCUUAUAUUUUUUUUGAACCCCAAAAUAAGCGCUUGGCCUUAUUUUCGGGGAGGUCUUAUUAUUUUAGGGCGCGUGGAGCAAGACGGGGAUCCUCUUGCCGUCUUACCCAAUUUCCAGCUCUGUCUCUCUAAUCCUAAAUAGAGGAAAUGGCGGGGACUGGGUGCGCAUGCAUUUAAAUAUUUUCAGGGAGGGCUUAUUUUUGGGAGAGGGCUUAUUUUGGGGGGGAGGGUUUAUUUUCAGGGGAGGUCUUAUUUUUGGGGAAACAAAAUUCCCACCCUGGUUUUUGCAAAUGAGGUUAUGACACGUGUUAUGACAUAUUGAUGUCAUCGUGGUUUGUUACGGUGCGUAACAGCCCCCAAGCGUUACCGCAGCCUUCCCUAACUUGGCGCCUUCCAGAUGUGUUGGGAACACAGAUCCCAAAAACUCAAUGGGAGUAUAUAUGAAACUGAGCCAGGUUGAGGAUGGCUGUACAACUGUUUAACAAUGGCACAAUUAAUUUAAUAAGCUGCAGUGGUUUUUUCUGGCUGUAUAAUCUACAUGUCCAGUUUUAUCACUAAAACAGUUCGCCGCAGAGCUGUUUCAGUUGUGUUUAUAAAUUUAAGCUUUGUUUACUGAAGCUGAAAACUCAAUAUAUAUUGCGUUUUGAAGAGAAAAGUAUGUACAUUUUUUAAUAUGAUAAUGUAAAAAUUGUCCUUCCUUGGAUGACCAACUAAAAAGUGUGAACUAAAUUCCAGUAUUCAAUGUAACAAGGGGAUUAUAAAACUGAUGCUUUUUUAAGAGAAAAAAAAUAACUCAGUUCUGCUUGGUUUUUAGUCUUUUCACACCGGGGACAAAGGAAGGAUGAACAUAUGGUAGGAUGUUAGAUAAUGGAAACUUUAAAAUAUAGUUUCUCUGUUGUAUCAUAUUAAGUUAAAAGUACACAUUCUUUGUUAAAAUGUUCUUGCUAAAAAACUACAGUAUUAAAACAUUUUUGUUUGACUUUG
Molecule: messenger RNA, 3627 nt
Organism: Pantherophis guttatus
Lineage: Eukaryota; Metazoa; Chordata; Lepidosauria; Squamata; Colubridae
Gene: DACH2
Product: dachshund family transcription factor 2
Biological process (GO): regulation of transcription by RNA polymerase II
Cellular component (GO): nucleus; transcription regulator complex
Molecular function (GO): RNA polymerase II cis-regulatory region sequence-specific DNA binding; DNA-binding transcription factor activity, RNA polymerase II-specific
Source: RefSeq, a predicted model, not a curated record